AUGCCGUACGACCUCCCACACAAGUCACGAUCAAACCAGUCCAUGUCCAUGGGUUACCAGAAGGGCAAGAACAGGAGUCGCCUGCCAGCUGAACCUCCGGUCACUCGUCCUGUACCGUUCCACCCUGUGCAGUCAUCUGACACGGAGACACAGCCUCCAAAGCAACAGCCACGCUGCUACUCCGCCGAAAGCAGGAGGAACCCAAGCCGAUACAGUGCUAUGGUCUUCUCAUCCUACCAACUCUUCUAUAUAUAUGCAUCUUUGAAUAAUCUGCAGCCGCGAGCCUGCUACAGCCGCGAACAACACCUUCUCACAGACGAACUCAUCAUCACCGCGGAGAGAGCCUGCAUAGGCCCCUUCGUCACUUCCAUGGACCCUGAUUCGCAGGAAUACAUGCGAAUUUUCACCGCGCUUUGCACCCCGGGACUUCUUACCGGAAAGACUCCCACUCUCAUCCUUACCAAUCUCUGCAGGAUCAAUGCUUGGACUGAACCUGAGCACCGGGUCGACGGGGUUGAUGGAGCCUUGGGAAUUGCGAUGUCAAAGAUAGAAAGCAUGCGGGAUGCGGAGGAGCCGGAGGAUGACGAAUACGCCGAAAUCAUCACCCACUUUAUCACCUUGUGGGCAAAGUGGCUGCAAAAGAUCUUUGCAGAGGUCUUGGCGGAAAACAAGAAACUCACGCCCAUCAUAGCCAUGUGCAAGACGGGCUAG
Molecule: messenger RNA, 711 nt
Organism: Diaporthe citri
Lineage: Eukaryota; Fungi; Ascomycota; Sordariomycetes; Diaporthales; Diaporthaceae
Exons: 3
Coding region: 1-711 (236 amino acids)
Source: RefSeq, a predicted model, not a curated record